This is a messenger RNA of Amoebophrya sp. A120, 4902 nucleotides long. The record is from the annotation of a GenBank genome assembly. NCBI's taxonomy places the organism in Eukaryota, Dinophyceae, Syndiniales, Amoebophryaceae.
GUGGGGAUAAAGCCAACAAGAACUACUUUAUCCCGUGCGCAAGACCGGCUCCACCUCGGCAGCACGACCCCACAGAUCAUGGGAAUAGUGCAACAAGCAGAAGAUCCACCUCCAUGUGCAAGAAACAACGAUGAUCGGGGACUACACGCUUCAUCUGUUGGCGCGUCUUCAUCUUCGUCCCUGCGACAGGAACCAGAUUCCUCAAGACUGGAUGCGAAUUUCCAGAACUUGGUGCGCAUCAAAAACGAGGUUCUGCGGAAAUUGUGGGACAGAGGCGACUAUCCUGUGCAAAAGUAUCGUAUUCGUAUAACUGCAAGUCUUGCAUUACAAAUCUAUCUUUUAAGGUAAAUCAGCAUUACAAAUUUUAUUUCUCAUGCUGAGAAAAUUUGUAAUGCAUUUAUACGAGUACGAUACUUUUCCUUUUGCAGUUCAUAGCGACUUUGUCGAUAUCAGGAAUGAAAUCAGGGACGAAUUGCAAGAUGAACAACUCGGGAUAAAAAUUUCAUCUGGCCGUGGGACGAUCGGACAACAACAAGGUGGUGCUGACAAAAAUCUUGCCGGUCGUGCUUCUGGUUCGACGAGUUCCUCCUCCUCCUCUACUUCAUCUACAGAAGCUUUAAUAGCUGCGGCACAACAUCCAAAUCUUCACCAGGUCGCCUUUAUUUCGAAUGACCACAUACACGACCGACCGCCGACUUCUAUGUUAGAGGGGGUCGUGAUGGGCCAUGCAGGUGGAGAUCUUCACGGCCAGCAGCUCGACGUCCAACAAUCCCCUACUUUAACAUCCGGGCCUCUUUCAACAUCGCGUGCUCCUGCUACGAGUCCGCGUGGAGCGCCAGUUCCUCUUGCAGGCGGGGCUUCUGGCAGCUCUACUUUUGCUGCUGUGCCAAGAAUCUUCAAUGUUGACCGUGGUGGUGCAGAAGUAGUACCUGCUCCUCCUCUGUCCUCCACUCCAAGGCUAGUACGUGUUCAGGCAGCUACCAGUUCUGGUGCAGCAGCUUCCGGCAACAUCGAGGAGCUUUUGCGCCAAAGACUAGUAGCGGAGCAACUCCUCGGCGUCGGGCAAAGGCCGUCGAGGACGGCGAGACCAAAUGUUGGCAAAAAUCCUACGGCCGUCAUCGCCCGUCCUCGUCGUGCAACAGAACAAGAAUCGCCACCGCCGGUAUUGAAGAUACCGGAGAUGAUGGUAUUGCCUAGCUGUGGCCAAGAACGAACCUGUCGUGGCACAAAUAACCACCGGGAACAACGCCGUGUGCUGUCAGAUGUUCAACAUCAAUCAGGGCGGCAGCAGGGAUCAGCGUCAAUGUCAAAUCUUCAACGAGACCUACAGCAGAGAAAACGGGACUACAAAAGCAGUGCCAAACGUCGUCAAGGCCCCCGGAGGCAACUGGGUCACGCUGCUGCAGCAACUCCUGACGGGGACCACGGAAUUACAUCAAGGGAACAAGGAGCAAGGUUGGCAGAUGGGCAGCAUGGAUCAUAUUCUUUCCCGGAGCGAAUGAGCCAGAUGUGGAAAUUCAUGAUGACGCCUAGAGGGACAACUACGUCGGAGCAACAGGGAGGAGAACAAGUAGAAACGAGAAAACGCAAGCAGAAAAUUAAAACCAGGAAAUCUGCAGCUUCUUCCACGCUCAACAACACCCGAAGCCGCCGCGGCACGACACAGGAAGAAGAACUAGAACAUCAACGCCGACGUGGCCCUCUCACGUUAGAGGACCUGUAUUCGGAAAAGGAAAAGAAGUUGCUGACCAUUCUGGACGGAAUCAUGCAAGAGAAACCGGAAGAAAGGGAAAUUCCAGAGGAAGCAGCAGUAGACCAUGAUGAACAAGAAUAUGACGAAGAUGGUCGUGCUCAACAGAGCAGCAGUGGCAGGAUUCCCCGCAGUGAAGUAGACACCAGUGAAGAACAUGAGCCGGAGAAAAUUUAUCUCAAGAAAACGCGUUUGCGGAAGAAAACCCCGGCACAGAGGACGAAUUUUCCGCAACAGGUCCCGGACCCCACACUGCCGAAGUUCGUGGAUGUGACGGUGCACGGGGUUUUAUCCUGGGCAAAAACGUCCCCAGCACCUCAGAGUCAAGUUGGUAAAUCUGCAACAGAAAUCUCCAAGUUUUGGGAGUUGUGCAUGACGAAUUUCCAUCUGCAGUGUAGUGCUGGUUAGCACGGGCAGCCGCAUGAGAAAGCCACUUUCUCAUCCUGGUUACGGCAUUACAAAUGCCAAAACACGAUUGGAAAUGCCUCUCAUGGGGAUGCGCAUUGCAAAUGUUUCUGUCAUUGCGCAUUCGCAUGACAACUCUGGGCUGGGGACGUUUUUUCUCAGCAUAUGCUGGUUGUUUCGCCCUGAUCAGCAAUCGGGGGGUGCUGUUGUUUUCGAAAACGCGGAUUUUGGCUGGAUUAUUGGUGAGUCGGGAGAGGUAUGAUAACGUUGAGAGGCGGAGUGGUGAACAUGCCCCUCCUAGCAGUAUCCACAGUAAAUUUCAUACUGUACAUGUACCAAUGCGGUUUCUGCAUGACAAAGCUUUCCUUUAAUUCUACUCAGCAUGACAAGUGGCAUGCUCCAAGUCGGUGAAAUUUGUGAUGCAUUUUGUACAUGUACAGUAAAUUUGUAUUGCAUACGCAGUAGCAGUAGUUCCAGUUCGCCGCAACUGUGCAGCGCCUCCUGGUGCCCCGAUCCACGGCAGUGGUUUUCUCCGUGUGAAGAUGUUGACACAGAUGAACAAGCCGGCCACCUACCGGAACGGAGGGGCGAGGACGAGAGAGGUGGACCACGCAGAGCUCGACAACAGGGCACGACUUCCUCGCGUUCCUCGACAAGUAGGACGAUGUCCGGCCACCUACACCAAGGUUGUUCUUCAUGCUCAGGUGGAGCACCUGCAUUCUCCUGUGCAACAGCAGCGAGCGCGCUCCUUCCGCCCACCUGGUGGCAAGUCAUGAGUGGAUUAAUAUGGGCUAGCAGUGGCAGUGGGGACAAAAAAUCCUGGAGGAGAGGAACGCAGGACGUGGAGGUUCUACCUUCGGAGCACCAGGCCGCCCUCGGGACGAGUGGUGGUUCUUCGGGCGGUUGCACAACAGAUACUAGCACAAUUUCUGGCGCCGUCGCAGCGGGAGGUAGUUCAGCAUGCUGUGGAGCAGCCGGCGGGCCUCCUUCCGUCGAUGGAAAACUGGCGGAAUCCCUCCUCCGGAUGAGAAUCCGAGACCCGUCGAUGUCCUCUUCACGACGUGCUGACCCUUUACUUCAUUCUCAGGAACCGGAAGAGGAACAACACGUGGCUCCUCUUGCAUUGGCCGGCAGUAGUUCGUCACGUGGGCCACGGGAGGCUUCUUAUCUUAGCACAUCAGGACAGCUUUUGGAAGAACUACCAGCUUCGGUAGAUGUUGAGGCACAAGACGACGAGGAGCAUGAAGAAAGCAUCUACACUGCAUCCAGGGGCGGUUCCUCCAGCAACACCACCAGCACCACGUCUUGCCACCACUGCGCACAAAUUCUAUCGCAGUCAACAUCUCGUCGGCGGGAUGGUGGUGAGGACGACAACUCUGAGUUCAUUAAUUUUGGGCGGCGAGGAGGAUUUCAACCCUCGAGCAGUUCAUCGUUGUACCCCUACGGUACCAUCUGCAUGCUGCGAGAACUACAACAAGGUGUAUUCGCAUCAGAAAAGCGCUUCACGACUGCAAAUGCUCGCCACAGCUCACACGACACGACCACCAGAACCUGCAGAACCACCACGAUCCCGAUUGAAGAGUACGUGGCGUUUCCCUUGUUUGAUGAAGAUGACACCAGGAGCAUGUCGGGAUCGGGAAAAAUCACUACAGGCGCUGGACCAUCGAAAACAAGAACUACAGCGGAACAAAUGUUGGACGGAACAGGACCACAAGAAGAGGAGGACCAAGAUUUAUUUUCAACAGAUCCUGGAACAAGUCGAAGUGGUCUCGCUGCAUUGUCCACCACGACCGCUGGUAGUGGUACUGGUUUGUUACGAGAAUCUGAAUCUUCACGAGAUCUACUUCAAGAUCACCGAGGGAACAAAGCAGAACUCCUAAUCAGCCGGAACCUGUUCAACCGAUUGCGGGACGAACGGGGGUUAUUUGGGUUUCGGAUGAGAGCAGGACAUGAUCAAACCGGAACUACAUCCAAACCGGAAAUGGAGGACUUCUCGGUGGAAGAGAUUAAUGUCGCAUUUUUAGCCUCUUUGUGGAAGGAGAAUUACUUCGACAGCAGGAUUGUAUGGCGUUCUCAACUGUUACAUUCUCAACUGUUACAUGAUUUGUCAUGCAAAAUUACAAUCAGAAUUGACACGAUCAAGCUGCUUCGCAUGACAAAUUCGCGAAGAGCCAAACAGGCUCAGAAUCUGCGCCGAAUCUGUCAUGCAAUACGCGCAAGGCCACCCCUUUUAGUUUUGCCGUUCUUGCAUCACAAAUUCAUGUAACAGUUGAGAAUGUAACGUUUGAGAACGCCAUAGAUUGUCGGAUGAAUUUCUGGCACGGCGUGAGGCUCUUCGGAGCGGGGAGAAAAGAGAAGUGUAGGUUGGUCGUGGGGAGAUUGUACUAGGCUCGUUAUGAUGUGAGCGAUUUUCUAUUUGUAGUUGCACUCGCAGCAAUUCUCACUAGACUUCUUGUGCAAAGAUAUCUAAGAAUUACGAGGAGAUGACACAUAGAAACUUUUUGGCGCACGCUUCGAACAAGUGCGACUGCCUACUUAUAUGCUUUGUCUUUGAUGUGUUUCUGCUAUUUAUAGAAUCGGAAUGUUGAAAGAUGAAUUUGAGAAUACGGAUUAUGAGUGUCCUUUUUGCUAAUUUUUUGUGAAGAGAACAUGAACAACGAUAAGCAACAAGAGCACAACUGGACCAUGCUCAAUGUGUUUCUGAAGCACAAAUGCUGACGUUGUGAGCGCUUUUCACAUGAUUAUGG